AUUUCAGCAAUUGCAGAAACUCACAAAAAUGCUGGCAAUGAUGCAUUUCUUAAAGAUGAUUUUGUCAAACCUAUAGACUUAUACACAGAGGGAAUUGAAUUUAGAUGCAAGGAUGAGGAUCUGAAUGCCAAAUUGUACAACAUAAGGGCGUCCGCCCACUAUCACUUGGGUAAAGUAUCGUUCAUAUUAACUUUAUGUAAUGUCGACAUUGUACUUUAUUCCGUAUCCCACAUUCCAUCAUCUAUUCUGCAUCCCGGCCCUUUUACGUAAAGGCACUUCUGGAAUCUCAAUACAACUGUUUAUAUUGCCAUUAUUGAUGUUAUCAGGAUAACUUUUUAGUGCCUGAAAAGUCAUCUUUCUCAAAAAACGUCUUUUUCAGAGAAUUACCAUGAUUGUCUGAGUAAUGCAAAAGCUGCCACAGCACUACAGCCGUCUUAUCUCAAGGCGAUUAUCAGAGGUGAAAAUGAAUCUCAGUAGAAAACCUGAUUUUUUCCUCCAUUUAAUCAUUUCAAAUGAGUCGACUUUUUUCACUAGGCGCGAAGACCUGUUAAAGUUGAAGCAGCUUGAAGAAGCCAUCAACUGGUGUGAUAAAGGACUAGCCGUAUCCUUUCUUUACCCUGUUCACAGACCUUCUUUUUUCUCUAUUGAGAUCUUCAUGUGCGCGAAAGAAAAUAAGAACUGCGGGGCAUUUAUUAAGCCGCAACGUACUGGAUAAAUACUCAAACAAAAGGAAAGGAAAAAAACGUGUGUGGACAGCUACGGUUUUUCGUAGAAGAGUAAAUACAAAUUCCUGACCGCAUGAAUUAUUACCUCCUUUGCUUUUACAGGGUCAAAUUAAUGUCUUUUUUUUUCACCGUUUAGUAAAUUAAGGUUGAAUCGACAAAGUCGGUUUAAAUAUUAAGAGACUUGUUGGUGACGCGUCCUGACGUCUCACACAAAGAGUAGCCAUUUACAAGUACAAAAUGGAUUACCGAACCAUUUUAAAAUACAGCUCCAACUGAUGCUGUUGCUACUCGUGUCAUUGCUACCACUGCCGUCAGCCUGAUUUAAGGUGAACGCAGAUUAUUUUCUAUCCCCUUAACUCUUAUAAGAUUGACAAGGACAACAAGGACCUGCUGGAGAUAAAGACUUGUUCUGUCAUAGAAGGCGAAAAGACUUUAACACAGGAAGGCGAUAAAGCAGCAAAAGAGGAGAGCGAUUCACGAACAAACCAAACAUCUCUUGAUUGUAGAAGUAAGUAAACUCCAAACAGAAAGCGUACUUAUAACCAGGGUCUUAACUUCAAGUGGAUCUACAUUUUGUCAGGCAUCAGACGUUAUGCUUUCUUCUCUUGGCUUGACUCAUUCCGAUACUGGCAGAACUCGAAACUCUGUUUGCAUUUUUAUUUCAGCAAUAGCAGAAACUCACAAAAAUGCCGGCAAUGAUUCAUUUCUUAAAGAUGAUCAUGUCAAGGCUAUAAAAUUGUACUCAGAGGGAAUUGAAGUAAAAUGCAAGGAUGAGGAUCUGAAUGCCAAAUUGUACAACAACAGGGCGUCCGCCCACUAUCACUUGGGUAAAGUAUCAUUCAUAUUAACUUUAUGUAAUGUCGACAUUGUACUUUAUUCCGUAUCCAACAUUCCAUCGUCUAUUCUGCAUCCCGGCCCUUUUACGUAAAGGCACUUCUUGAAUCUCAAUACAGCUGUCUCUAUUGCCAUUAUUGAUGUUAUCAGGAUAACUUUUUAUGUGUAUGACCUUUUUAAAGCCUGGGGUCUUGAAAGAGAAUCUUAUCCUCGCCUUAAAACGGAAAGUGCCUGGUCUCAUCUGUUUGAAUUACUGAGUUCAAGUCUGUGUUCUUGAAAACCGUAUUUCCGUUCUCUUCAUGCAUGCUUCUUCGCGUUCUGCUGAUGUAUACUUCCCUGCACCCACAAGGAGUCUUAUAAGGUGUUCAGUGUCGUGUCGAAUAUAAGGACAGCCCGGAUGGCUCGGUAAGAAAAAUCCAAGCACCCCCAAUACUCCCUGUGUCACUGUCACUUCUCUAUCAUUGCGCGUAAGCACAUAUCAAGAUUCUUCACUGAUUGAAAAGUCGUCUUUCUCAACAAAACUCUUUUUCAGAGAAUUACCAUGAUUGUCUGAGUGAUGUUAAAGCUGCCACAGCACUACAGCCGUCUUAUCUCAAGGCGAUUAUCCGAGGUAAAAAAUGAAUCUCAGUAGAAAACCUGAAUUUUACCUCCAUUUACUCAUUUUCAAUGCGCCGAAUUUUUUUCACUAGGUGCGAGCACCUGUUUAAAGUUGAAGCAGUUUGAAGAAGCCAUAAUCUGGUGUGAUAAAGGACUAGCUGUAUCCUUUCUUUAUCAAAUAAAUAAAUAAAGUGUCUUUAUUGUUCAAAAGAUAAAAUUACAUAUGUUAUGUUACAUUUAAGGGACGGACCAUUAGAAACGUUAUGGGGGGGGAGGGGAAUUUUCGAACCGCAGGAAUUUUUUUUAGUUAUCAAAUUCCUUGUAUGAAUUUUUUUAGGCCGUGACAAGAAUAUUUUUUAGGAUUAAUUGGCGUGCAAGAAUUUUUUUUCACUUGAUUUUCCCUUGCGGGAAUAUUUUUUUGGUACUUCGCCCCCCCGUCCGUCCCUAGAUAUAACAAUGUUAAUGGGCUAAAGUAUGUCUCUUAAUAAGAUUAGUAUAUACAUAGAAACAAAUACAAAAAUCGAAUAAUAAUUAUCCUGUUCACAGACCUUCUUUUUUCUCUUUUGAGAUCUUCAUGUGCACGUAUGAAAAUAAGAACUGCGGGGAAUUUAGUAAGCCGUAACGCGCUGAAUAAAUUAUUCAAACAAAGGGAAAGGAAAAAGUGAGUAGACAUAUUAUUUUUUCUUAGAAGAGUAAAUACAGGCAAAUAUAUAGCAUGCAGCUGGAGCCUAGGAGAAAAUGCUUGUGUGAAGAGGGAUGCGCACAAAAUGUUCAAUGAACACAUCAACUGUGUUGAAUAAAAAUUUUGACGUUGAAUGUGAAUUUAUAUAAAAAUUGCAGCGAAUGUGAACGAAUAUAUUUGUGAAAAAGAAUUUUAACAUCGUUCAGUGUGAAGGAAUAUGGAAUAAGUGAAUUAUGCACAUUCACAAAAUAUACAUAUAUAUAUUUAGUAUAUACACACUCAGUGAUCUUGGUGAUUUAAGCAGUCUGAUUGGUGCGCUAUCUCGGACUAUUCAACAAUAUUCACCUCCUAGCGAGUGGAUAAUGUGUGAGCUCGGUGUUUUUCCCAUUUUUUUAGAGAACGAUCUUUGAAGAGUCGACAAAAUCCUAGGCCUGACUUUUUUUAAGGCAAGAAAAGACUUGGAAGGAUUCGAUACGGCGUUUUUCAAUUUACUGUAGCUGAGUUUUGUGCUCGAUGGAUUGUUUACAACUCCCGUGUAUUCGCGUAGAAGAAGCCGUUUCGUGAACUUAGCGUUUUCUAACAAGAAAAUUUUGGCUCAAAAAUCGAAGUUUAUUUAUGGCAAACAAAUUUAAAAGGAAAUGUUUGCAGAAAUUCUACGCUUCAAGUAAACAGGAAAAAGAAUGAUACAGGAAGACGACGUCUUACCUCGAGCAACCGAGCCGUCAUUUUUGUCAGCAGUUCAUGCGAAGAACGACACAACAAACCCUUUUGGCUAUAAACUUGGCGAGUCAACAGAAAACAACAAAGCUCUACUUUUCUUCUCAGGUAAGGAAACAGUUCAAACUUUUAGCGGUUCCAUUAAAGCCAUUACGCUGUUGUUUGCGAAACGAUAAACUUGUGAAUUGCCAUGUUUGAAAAUUCUGCAAAUAUCUAUUUUUAAACUUAAGCGUAAUUUGAUCUGUCAAUCAAAUCGUACUUUUUAAUGGUUUCCUCUCUGAUUUUGUUGAGAUCACUUCGUGUGUAUACACUAAAACAAUUAUUCUUUUCAAUCUCGCUGAAGAGUGGCUUUGGGAAUAUUUACCUCCCCGCUUUCGCGGCUCGGUAAAUAUUUAGCCACUAUUCACCUCGAUUUCAAAAAAGAAUUGUUAAAUAUAUAGGAAUAAUAUUUCGAUGUACCAAGGUGAUGUCCUCAUCGACUAUAAUAGUGCUCAAUAGACAAAAUAGUGUAACUACAGCAAAAUACAAGUAGACUGAUGGAAGUGGAUUAAAUCUCGAACAUUUAUUGCUACUCAGAGUUAAAUGCCUCUUGCGAAGCAAUCAUCAGGCAACUGCCAAAAGUAACGGUUACAAUCAAAGAUAGAGGGAAAACAGAACAACAAAUACUAUAGGCGUGGCGCGUAGCGUAUGGUGCAUGGCGCGUCUGUCCGCUAAUUAAGUGAUGCUUACAGCAUGUGAAAUGUGCAACAAAAACUAAUCAAAUUAGGACAGUGUUUAGUAGAAAUGUCUUGGAGUGUCUGCAACCUGAGAUUAGCUCAUUUCUAUCAUUCAGGGUAGAUAUUUCUGGUUUACAAAUUAUAAAAUAUUACUCCCACAAGCGCAAAUUACAUUUCUUGGAGACGUUUGUGUACGAUUUUGCUUGCUUUUCCUUGCGCCACGGUCAAGAUUUAAUCCAGUUCCAUCAGUCUACGUGUAUCAAUAAUAUUAUAUAUUUCGUCGUUGAACGUGAAUUUGUUUACAUGUUAAAUGACAACGUAGUUGUUGAAGGUGAAUCGAUCAACAUAUUCGUGAACAAGAUUGAAAUCAUUACCUAUUUGGAAUUCGUGAAUUUUCCGCCAUUUCACUACCAAUGGUUUCAAAGUUCGUUUGAUAGAAAUCCGGGGAACCGUGCAUGUUUUUUAACUACUGCAAUGAUCUGUAACAGAAUUUUUACCCUUCCGUGUAAACGGGUCGCACAGGUAAAAAAAUUCGCCCGUUCACAAUUUUUUCUCGAACCCGUUUAAACGGGGUUUCCGUUUUCCUAAUUUUCCAGAGUUCCAAUGGAAGGCAUCUAAUUUUAUGUUCUAAAACUCAACGGAUACGUUUUUACAUAACACAAGUUACCCAUUUAUGUCUUUUUUACUAUGCUCCAUAUUCUCGGAAUCUAUCUUUUACAUAUGAGUUAAACGAAGUUUUUUUGACAAAGGAUAUGUCAUGGAAACAUAUUAAGUUCAGUCUUUUCCUCUAUGUCCUACCUCACGCUAUCACAACCUCUACUGAUUAAACGGCUGGGUUGCAAUCUGUGUAAGGCUACCACAUGUAGGAUUUAUGACCCAUUUUUUACAGAUACAUAUAUUUUUUGGAAGUCAACUGAGACAGUAUGAUUGAUAACCAAUAAGGCCAUGUUUUUCCAUAACGUGCACAGUAUACAUGAUUUGAUUAAAUGGGUAUAUAUGUAUAGUUUCAGGGGCGGAUCUAGAAUAAAAUUAAUAUAUACAGACCGAUUUCCUAAACGACCCCCGAAAGCCGUCGCAGGGAAAUUUUUUUAAUUUUAACUUCCCAAAGUCCCCUUUCCAGGGUUUGUGAGCCAUUCAAACAGGAUUUUUACUGACUGUCCGAAUCCAUUUUCCCGAUUUCAACUUGGAAACUCUUUUUUGCCCCCGUAGGGAUUUCGCCCACAAGGCGAGACCCCGAGGAGGUACUCUUAGCUAGUAACUCGCGCGUAUAUUAAGGAAAGUACUUACAGUUGAAAUAUACAGUCAUACAGUCAACAUAGAAAAAAUCUCGAUUUGCUUGAACAGGGGCCGCGAGGAAUCGGUAGGUAAUGAUGACGUUUCUAUUGUUUGCGUCCGCAAGUAUGAAAUGGUUAGGAUGACGUAAAACACAAAAAGUCCCGAAGGAACAGCUUACAAUAGGUAGAUUUUGUGACAUGAAUUGUGCAGUCAUACUUCGAUACUCUUUUGCGUGGCGUGUUAUCAGUGACAUUCUGUGGAGCAGUUGUUAUGAAAGUUAUGGACCAAAAGACACUCGUUAAGUGCGGAUGAAUUUAUAAGGUGCGUAGAACAGUGUAUAUUUAACACUAAGUAAGUUUGCCAGACACGAGUUCACAAAUCUUUGAUUGGAAACCUUCAGCUAAACCUUGCCAGACACUCUUUCUCUUUCUUUGACCGAAAUAAGACUCGGCCCAAAACUAGCCUGUUCCAGGCUCCGAGAUAGUGGUGAAAAGUCGUUCAGUAAAGAGAAAUACGAAAAAUGCGCGGGGGCUUUCCCAAGUAGCGCGCGUCUUAUUUUCGCUUUGCUCGUUUUAAUACGUCCGCACUAUACUAUCUGAGAGCCUGGCACAGGCUAGCCCAAAACAAGCAAGACGAGUGAAUGAUUCAACGGCUAGCUUAUUACUAGCAAAACGAUGGACGAUUACAGAAAUUCGCCGACCAUCAAAUUCUGUGCUGACUUAUUCCCUGCUCACAAGGCAGAUGUCCUUCCGCUAUAAAGUUUAAAAUAAGACUAGAAUGCGCAAGCGUGAAUUGAUCAAACGUCCUUUUAAUUUGUAAGGCUUACUUUCCGGCAAAUGGAAUGAACUAAAUGUAAAAAGUGAAAUAAAAUAGCGAAAAAUCAAACUUCUAAUUAAAUCUUUUCUUAUGGUUUAGAAUAAACUAUUCUCGAAAUUGAGAAUGUUUUUAGACCUUUUAAUCAAAGCUGUGUAAAUCGAACCGAAACGGUGCAUGGAACCUUGCGUUUAUUUCCUGUAAUUUAUCUCACCUAUUGUAUGGAAUAUGUGUGAACAUAUUCAUUAUGAAUCGGUAUAUUUCGAAGAGCUACACAACGAGCAAGAAUACUAUUGACCGACAAUAUACAGAGAGGGGGCAGCUGUAGUGUCAACUAUUACUAGUAUUAGUGAAACGGUGGAAACCGGUGUGGAUCCACCCCUCAGUUUGAGUAACUACCUUAAAUGAUAAUUAUUUACUAAUAAUAAAUGUUAAUAAGUCCAACUUCUCGACCUUUUUACCCAUCUUGACCAUCUUAAGAUUGACAAGCGCAACAAGACGCUCUUAGAAAUAAGGAGGUUAUCCGUGAACAUGGAAUGCAGGCUUCCCGAUAAAAGAAAGGAGAUCAAGAACAAUCCACAAACUACCAAUGCGACAGAAACGGUUUGUAGUUGGCGACAAGCUACAUGCAGUCGAAUGUAUUUGUAGUAUGAUAUCUGCAUUAUCUUUUUUUAGUUUACUUUUACAGGAACUCUGUCACGUUCAUUGACGAUUUAUUCUUCUUGAAUUGUGCACUCUUAAUUUCUUCCCUUUAUUGAAAAGGCCUUACCCCUUUAAGGCAAAACAAACAGAAAAUAUAUUUCAAACACCUGAAUCUUACUGGAUUUGCACACACUUUGCUCCAGCAGGGUUUCUUAACUGUCCAGAAUUAUAACAACUCCAGUGUAGGCAGAAGUUAAAAAAUGAAUCAGUCAACUCCAAGGGUGUCGCUACCGGAAAGUCUGAUCACAAUAUUUAUAUAACACAUGUCUUACCCAUGCAAAAUAUCAGUGUUAAAAACUUACACUUUUUACAACCCAAGUAUUAAAAAGCGUUAAUAAAGUUUUUUUAAGCAUUCACCGCUUUAAUUUUGCAUAGUUAACAUCACGUUUUUAUAGACAUACAGAAUACGCUAAUACACUGAUCACCAGCAUCUCUGUGUCACUAAAGAACUGAUCCAAAAGCAAUUUAUUUUUACAGGUUUAUAGCAGUUCACUGUCAACUCACUUGCCAAUGGAACACCACCUCUGCAAAACAAAAGAUGGUGAACUUACAAUAAAGUCUUGGAAACUGUUUCAUAUGCCUGAGCAAUUGCAAAAAUUUGUCAAAGAUAAGGCUAUUAAAGGACAACUGUAUAGUGGUCUUGGCGAUGCUUUUCGGAGUCGGUGUGAAUACAAGAAAGCCAUAGAAUAUCACAAACUUGCUCUUGGCAUUGCGAGAGAUUUGAAGGACAAGGGUGAGGAAGCCCUUGCAUGUCGAAAACUUGGUGAUGAUUUGCAAAAAGUCUGCAGUUUCAAUGAAGCUAUAGAGUACCAUAAAAUUGCGCUCAGGAUUUCCAUAGAUUUGAAAGACAAAGCUGGGGAAGGUUAUGCUUAUUGCAGCCUUGGCCAUGGCUUUCGGGCUCUUUAUCAUCAUAAACAAGCAAUAGAAUACUACAAACGUUGCCUCAGUGUUGCAAAAGAACUGGGAAACAGGGGAUUAGAAGGAGCGGCCUAUAGCAGUCUCGGUCACGCUUUCGAUGAGCUAAGCGACUAUAAAACUGCGCAAAAGUACCACUACUAACAUCUCAACAUUGCCAAGAGUUUAAAAGACAUGUCUGGAGAACGAACAGCAUAUGCAAGCCUGGGGAGCGUUUUUGGUAGCCUUGGCGAUUUUAAAAAAUCCUUAGAUCAUUUUCACUGCGCCAUUAAUAUCGCUAAAGAGAUGGGAGACAAGGAAGCGCUCAUGCUUACAUAUGCUGGUCUAGGAAAAGCUUUUGAGGAUCUUGGAAAUUUAAAGAAAGCGGAAGAGUACACUAAUAUGCACCUCAACCUUGCCAAGGAAAUUGGAAACAAAUGUGAAGAAGGCGGUGCGUACUGCAACCUUGGCCAUAUUUUUUUCGGCCUUGGUAACUUUAAAAAAUCCAUAGAAUGCUACAAUCGUCAACUUAAAAUUGCCAAAGACUUUGGAGACUUAAUGGCAGAAGGUGCUGCACUUGGUGGCCUUGGCAUUGUUUUUGACAAUCUCGGGGAUUUUGAAAAAGCCAUCGACAACCACAAUGAUCAUCUUCGUAUUGCUAAAGCUGCUGGGGACAAAGAUGGGGAGGCAAUUGCGAAUGGAAAUCUUGGCAACGCUUAUCUCAGCCUCGGGGAUUUCAAGAAAGCCCUCCAUUACUUUGAACAACGCCUCGAUAUUGCGAAAAACCUGGGAGAUAAGGCAGGGGAAGGACGUGCAUAUGGCCACCUCGGCAGCGCUUAUCGACAUCUUGGGGACUACAAGAAAGCCAUGGACUAUUACAGCUUGCGUCUCUGUAUUGCCCAAGAACUUGGAGACAAGGCGGGGGAAGGGGCUGCCUGUGGCUAUAUGGGUACAGUUUGCCAGCAUCUUGGGAACUACAGAAAAGCUAUUGAAUGGAAUCAACAAAAGCUAAGAAUUGCUGACGAUCUAGGAAACCAACACAUGGAAGGCCAAGCCUACAGUGAUAUUGGACUAUGCUUUGAGAUGUUGAAACGUUUACCUAAAGCACUCGAAAAUUACCAAACAAGCGUAAGAGUGUUUGAUAGAAUGAGAAGUCUUCUACAGCCCAAAGAUGAGUGGAAGAUUGGAUUUCGGAACGAAUGUAACCCCGCUUACACAGGUCUGUGGAGAGUUUUGUUAAAACAAGAAAAGAUUGACGAAGCUCUGGCUGCUUCAGAUGAUGGUCGAGCCCAAGGACUAGCUGAUCUUCUGACAUCCAAGUAUGGUUUUCAAAAAAGUCAAACCAGAGAACAAAAGCUAGCAAAAGAAGAAUUUGGUUUGUUAAACGCUUCUUCAUCGAGUACGAUAUUUUUGGCUGUUAACGUGUUAGAAAAGAAAGUAGAUAUCUGGUUCCUUUCCAAAGAGAAACCUGUUCUACACCGGCUGAGAAAGCUUGACAAUCAUUGUACAAAGAAUGUAGCUGAAACAUUACAGUCCUUAAUUCAAUUUGCCUACGAGAACAUUGGUGUUCGUGCUGAUGUUAACUGCGAGAAUCGGUCUUUAGAUGUGUUACGCGAAAACUGCUCUUCCGUGGGGCGGUCAUCCAAAAGGAGCUCACAGCCCAUUCGCCAAGAGGAUAACCUUCCUCUAGCUGCCUUAUACAGCUAUGUGAUUGCCCCGAUAUUAGAUCUGAUUGAUGGUGAUGAAAUAAUCAUUGUCCCGGAUGGGCCAUUAUGGCUUGCUCCGUUUGCUGCAUUAGUGAAUCCUUUUUCCAAAUACUUGUGCGAAUCCUUCAAAGUCAGAUUAGUUCCUUCGCUGACAAGUUUGAAAAUUAUUGCUCAUUGUCCAGAAUUUCACAGCAGUAGUGGAGCUGUAGUUGUAGGAGAUCCAGACGUGAGUGACGUUAUCAACAGCCAUGGAGAGCAGCUGCAACAGCUUCCUUUUGCCAGGAAAGAAGCACAGAUGAUCGGGCAAAUUCUAAACGUCGCACCUCUCACUGGAAAAUUGGCCACCAAAUGUGAGGUACUUACACAGAUAAGUUCGGUUUCUGUAGUACACAUUGCUGCACAUGGGUGCAUGGAGACCGGUGAAAUAGCGUUGAGCCCGAAUCCUGAGAGGAAGUCGCAGACCCUUGCAAAAGACGAUUACAUGUUGACAAUGGCAGAUGUGAUGAGUGUAAAGCUGCGAGCCAAGCUGGUUGUCCUUAGUUGCUGUCACAGUGGCCGAGGAGAGAUCAAAGCUGAAGGCGUGGUCGGUAUUGCUCGUGCCUUUAUUGGUGCUGGUGCUCGUUCUGUUCUGGUGUCGCUGUGGGCCAUCGAUGACGAGGCCACGUUGGAGUUCAUGAAAAGCUUCUACCGUAACCUUGAGAAAGGGCGAAGUGCGAGCGAGUCCCUUAACCACGCAAUGAGAUGUCUCAGAGAAUCCGAGAAGUUCAGCGAUGUAAAAUACUGGGCGCCUUUUACACUUAUCGGCGAUGACGUUACUCUCGACAAACAAGAAAAAAUCAUGGUAUCAUAA
Molecule: messenger RNA, 10511 nt
Organism: Porites evermanni
Lineage: Eukaryota; Metazoa; Cnidaria; Anthozoa; Scleractinia; Poritidae
Source: the annotation of a GenBank genome assembly